AAUUUGCACUCAUACGUAUGUAACGAAAUGUGAACACACUUGUCCUGCGCAUGGUACCGCGCAUGUAUAAUGAACAGACUUCUGGUUUUGAGUGACUGCUCUUAAAACAAAACAAAAGUGGAGGUUACUUAUAGUAUUGUCAACUACUUCUCUAGUCUCCGAUUAUUGCGAUCAUUAGAUAUUUAGUAAGACAAUCUGACAGUCGAGAAAAGAUAUGAGUUGCUUAUAUUAUUAAUAAUUUUAUAAAAUUGCUCUGCAUAUGCAAUUUUUUAUAAUCUUAUUGGAUCGAGAGGUUAAUGUUUCCUUGAAUUAUUCUGAAUAAGACUUCGAUUCACAUUUCUAAAAAAUGGCUAGCUUACCAAAAAGAAAACUACCAACUGCUAGCCAAGCAGAAAUUUUGCGAUCUCACCAAAGGGACAAUGAUUUUGUUUUGACAAUGAGCGAAACAAUUACUGACCUUCUCCAUAGAUAUGAUUUGUAUCGGAAUUUUUCACGUUUCAUUAAAUCUGAAGUACCUGCUAAGAUGUUUUACUUUAUUGUAACAUCUGGUCUGGGUAAUCAAACUUUGGGCGAAGAAUACACGGGCAUUGUUCAAGCUAAUUUACAUGCUCGGAAAGUUCCUUCUUUAAUGACAAGGGUACUGGCAGCUAUACUUGAAUGCUUUGGUGAACAAAUGUUGUUAAAGCUUUUAGAAAAAUUGCAAAUUACAAUAAAUAAGCCAAACAGUGAUUUGACACCACAAGCCAAAUCAUUUUUAAAUGUAUUUCUCAAUAGAACAAGAACUGUAAUACCUAUUUUAAUUUUGGCACAUCGUGGACUUUUCUACAUUUAUGGUAGAUACUAUAGUAUUGGCAGAAGACUGACAAAAGUUGACUAUGUCAAGGUUUAUGGACCACGUCCCCACAGCAGUGUAAGUUGGGGUUUGAGGAUUCUAGGUUUUGCUACUGUUGCACAGUGUUUAUUUAGACUCUGGCAAUCUAGAAACAUGACUGAGGAGAUAAUGACUGAAGCUAAAGAAUUCGAAAGUGUGUCAAGCAGCCGAUGUCAGUUGUGUUUAGAAAAAAUUUCAGAUACAACUACUCCAUGUGGGCAUUUAUUCUGCUGGUCUUGCUUAGCUGAGUGGCUCAGGGCACGAAAUCGAUGUCCUCUUUGUCGCGAAAGCGUAGCUCCUUCGAGAAUCAUUCCAUUGAUGAAUUUAUAGACAAAAUCAAACUUGGAUAGAUGUACUUGUACCAAAAAUGAACUAGUAAUUGUACAGUUAUAGCUUAAGGGUUACAGCUUGAUUUGCAUUCGAGUGUAUGGGUUUCGUAUGCAAUCUGUAAAUAAUUUUGUACCUUUUAUUAAAAUUGCGUAAAAAUAGCCAGAAAUAAAAACAAACGUUUAAAUAAAAAAAAUUAUUUUAAUCGCUUAUCUACACGUUUUUUUGCUUAUACAACAAUGAUACAUUAAAAUAGAACACAUUAAAAAUAUUUUUAAGAAAAAAAACAAAGUAUUUGAUACUUAUAGACCAAAAAAGAAAACGAGCACCAAUGCUUCUAUCAAAUGACACAUUUGUAUAAGGCAAGUAUAUUACUACAUGAUACAAUAUUCUCGAAAAAUAUAAUAAAUAGUCUCUUCUAUUAUGCUAAACGUAUUGAUGACAUGACUAAAUGUGAAAAUCAAGUAUAAUGUUAAUGUAUAUAACAAUGAGUUCACACUAUGUACAAAAAUAUCAAGUUUUAUUACAUUUUGCGCGCUCACAACACACCCUAGGCGCACCUUCGAUAAUUACUCUCUUUUUUUUCAUUUAACUUGUCCCAUAGUAAACAAUAACGUACAAUAAUAGUGUUUUUCUUGUUAUUCAACGGCUUACAUAUUCUCGGACGAAUUUUAGAAUCGACCGAUAUCAUUUUAUAAUCAGGGUUACUCCAAUCGCCACGUAGGCUGUUAUAACAUUUUCCGAAUUUCAUAAGAGUGAUGCCUAGAAAAUUAUCGGUUUGUUAUAUAAAAAAAAAAAAUUGUAUAAAAGAUUAUUGCUUAUAAAUGGAGCGGUAAUAAUUUCCCAAUAACUUAGGAAUGUGGAAAGGCUAUAACCCAAAAGAUAAUCUAGAGUAUAGUUGUAUGGUAUGUACAGUUAAUUGAUAAAAUCAACAACGCAAGUACUCUCAAUAGUCGAUAGUCUCGCGAAAUUAUUAUGAAAAAA
Molecule: messenger RNA, 2182 nt
Organism: Nasonia vitripennis (jewel wasp)
Lineage: Eukaryota; Metazoa; Arthropoda; Insecta; Hymenoptera; Pteromalidae
Gene: Pex10
Product: putative peroxisomal biogenesis factor 10
Exons: 4
Coding region: 347-1201 (284 amino acids)
Biological process (GO): protein import into peroxisome matrix
Cellular component (GO): peroxisomal membrane
Molecular function (GO): zinc ion binding
Source: RefSeq, a predicted model, not a curated record